Lactuca saligna is the source of this 714-nucleotide messenger RNA. Lineage: Eukaryota; Viridiplantae; Streptophyta; Magnoliopsida; Asterales; Asteraceae. The record is from the annotation of a GenBank genome assembly.
AUGCAACGCUUAUGUAUCCUAAUCAACACAAAGCUUGAGAUCACUUCUAAAAGAACAAGUGGAUAUACAAGCACUUGCACAUACUCAUUUCAAAAUGAAGUGUGUCGGAUGAGAUUAGACAUCACCAUGCUUGAUGAACUUAUUCAUGAGUAUUGUCUGUAUAGGGGCAUUGUCAACUCUGGUGCUCCAAACCCUUCAUGUGAAGCAAUGAAGAUAGGACAUGAACAAUCGGAAUCGGAAUCCACUUUAUCUGUUGAAGCCAGAAGUGGAUCCAAUAAGCUUGUUGAUGCUGACAUGGAUUCACCUGGCACAGAAGAACGAUACCCAUGUGGCACAAUGAGCAACAACCAUGAAGACAGUAGUACAAGUGGCAACAAGUGAGCAACAACCAUGUUUUUUUUAAUGCAUUUAGCUUAUGAACUUUUAGGUUAAAUACAAGGAUGUAGGGAGAAUCACUCAACUUCCAAUUCCCAUUACGAUAUUGAAAUAAAGGAUGCGUAUCUUACUCCCUGGUUACUUAGUUGUAAUUAAGUUGAAUGGAAAUGUCAUAUGUAGAUGGUUAGAGUCAUGAAAUACACUAGUUAGAGUAAUGUUUUGUAAAGAAAAUAUGAGCAAGUUUCAAGAUAAUAGAAUAUAUUUAUUGGAAGCUAAUAUGAGGUUUGAUUGAUUGUAUUGGGUUUAGUUAUUGUAAUUUUAUUCAAACAUUAUCACUGG